Messenger RNA from Merops nubicus (carmine bee-eater), 679 nucleotides. RefSeq names its product formin-like protein 2. Gene Ontology annotation, molecular function: actin filament binding. The annotation marks the transcript as partial. Gene Ontology annotation, biological process: cortical actin cytoskeleton organization; cell migration; regulation of cell shape. The record is from RefSeq and is a predicted model, not a curated record. Lineage: Eukaryota; Metazoa; Chordata; Aves; Coraciiformes; Meropidae. The transcript is spliced from 4 exons. Gene Ontology annotation, cellular component: cytosol.
GUGGCCUGCAUGCAGUUCAUCAACAUCGUGGUCCACUCGGUGGAGGACAUGAACUUCAGGGUCCACCUGCAGUAUGAAUUCACCAAGCUGGGCCUGGAUGAGUACCUGGAUAAGCUGAAGCACACGGAGAGUGACAAGCUGCAGGUGCAAAUUCAAGCCUACCUGGACAACGUUUUCGACGUGGGAGCUUUGCUGGAGGAUGCUGAAACCAAGAAUGCAGCCUUGGAAAGAGUUGAAGAACUGGAAGAAAACAUUUCCCACUUGUCUGAGAAACUCCAAGACACGGAGAACGAAGCCAUGGCCAAGAUUGUGGAACUGGAAAAACAACUUAUGCAGAGAAACAAAGAGCUGGAUGUGAUCCGGGAGAUCUACAAAGAUGCAAAUACCCAGGUUCACACCUUGAGAAAAAUGGUGAAAGAAAAGGAGGAAGCCAUCCAGCGACAGUCGACGCUGGAGAAGAAGAUCCAUGAACUGGAGAAGCAGGGGACCAUUAAGAUCCAGAAGAAGGGAGAUGGUGACAUCUCCAUCCUUCCUGUCGCUCUGGCCUCUGGGAUGGUGCCAGCAGGGUCAGAGGCCGUGGCUGGCACCUGUGGCACACCCCUCGCUGGAGCUGCAUCUUCAGUGCCACUGCCACCACCUCCCCCACCCUUACCUGCCUUGGCAGCAGCACCUGAGGCAG